This is a messenger RNA of Amaranthus tricolor (Joseph's coat), 713 nucleotides long. RefSeq lists its product as uncharacterized. The coding region runs from base 185 to 424 and encodes 79 amino acids. Lineage: Eukaryota; Viridiplantae; Streptophyta; Magnoliopsida; Caryophyllales; Amaranthaceae. The transcript is spliced from 4 exons. The record is from RefSeq and is a predicted model, not a curated record. Gene Ontology annotation, cellular component: chloroplast.
AAAAUAAAUGUAUAAUUCUAUAUUUCAUUUCUUCCGUACAAAUAAAACAAAAGAAAUACACAAAAACCGCCCACAGAAAGAAUAGAGUAGCGAAACAAACAAGAAAACUCUUCAUAAUCCUACAUCGCGCAAAUUCCAAACGAUCUAAAUUACGCCGUCGUUUUGGACCUUCCUAAGCUCAUCCAUGGCUUCCCCUUACGAUCCUUUUAAACAGGAGCCAAUCAAUCAACAACAACAAAAGAAAAGAGGGCCAAAUUUGUUGCUAUUGCUUCCUUUAAUCUACGCUCCUGUUCUUCCUCUCAUUAGAAUAACAUUGAGGCAUAAACCUGUUCUUAGAGAUCGAUUAUUUACUGCUGUUCUUGCUGGAGCUUUUGUCCAUGGCACUUAUUUGGUAACUGAUCUUUACGAUGUCGAGAGCAAGUAGUGUGCAAAUGAAGGCAAUCUUGAUGCUUCGUUUUUACUGGAUUGAACUUUUCGAAGAUUAUGAGGGUUAUUGUUUCUUGUUCAAAUACAGCUUCUGGCAUUUUUGGCAUCAGCCAAUUUUGUUGUAAUUUUGUUGAAGAAAAAUAAUCUCUUGUGAGCAGAUUAACAGUUCUUCAAAAGCAUUUCCAAUUAGUUAUUGAGACAUUUGUUGUGUAGCUGAUAGAAGCUUGAAUUAUGAAUUGUGAAUGAAAUAAUGGUAUGUUUGGAAAUGAUGAUUUUAUUUGAAAAUC